CGGACUUCCGGUCGCGCGCCGCUCCGCCGCCGCCGUGCGACCGGAACUCGCCCGUGCCACCUCCGUCGCUGCCGGUGUGUCCAUCUCUGCCGCAGCCAUGGGGAUCCUGGAGAAGAUCUCGGAGAUCGAGAAGGAGAUCGCUCGGACGCAGAAGAACAAGGCCACCGAGUACCACCUGGGCCUGCUGAAGGCGAAGCUCGCCAAGUACCGGGCUCAGCUCCUGGAGCCUUCCAAGUCGGCCUCAUCCAAAGGAGAGGGCUUCGACGUCAUGAAGUCGGGUGACGCCCGGGUGGCCCUCAUUGGAUUCCCCUCUGUGGGUAAGUCCACCUUCCUGAGUCUGAUGACCUCCACAGCCAGUGAGGCCGCCUCCUACGAGUUCACCACCCUGACCUGUAUCCCCGGGGUCAUCGAAUACAAAGGCGCCAACAUCCAGCUCCUGGACCUGCCUGGCAUCAUUGAAGGCGCAGCGCAAGGGAAAGGCCGCGGCCGGCAGGUGAUCGCGGUGGCGCGCACGGCUGACGUCGUCAUCAUGAUGCUGGACGCCACCAAAGGAGAGGUGCAGAGGAGCCUGCUGGAGAAGGAGCUGGAGUCUGUGGGCAUCCGCCUCAACAAGCACAAGCCCAACAUCUACUUCAAGCCCAAGAAGGGAGGCGGCAUCUCCUUUAACUCCACGGUCACGCUGACCCAGUGCUCGGAAAAGCUGGUGCAGCUCAUCCUACACGAGUACAAGAUCUUCAAUGCAGAAGUGCUGUUCCGCGAAGACUGCUCUCCAGACGAGUUCAUCGACGUGAUCGUGGGCAACCGGGUGUACAUGCCCUGCUUGUAUGUUUAUAACAAGAUCGACCAGAUCUCCAUGGAAGAAGUGGACCGCCUGGCCCAAAAACCUAACAGUGUGGUCAUCAGCUGCGGCAUGAAGCUGAACCUGGACUACCUGCUGGAGAUGCUCUGGGAGUACCUGGCCCUGACCUGCAUCUACACCAAGAAGAGAGGCCAGAGGCCAGACUUCACGGACGCCAUCAUCCUGCGGAAGGGGGCCUCCGUGGAACACGUGUGCCACCGCAUCCACCGGUCGCUCGCCAGCCAGUUCAAGUAUGCCCUUGUGUGGGGCACGAGCACCAAGUACAGCCCGCAGCGCGUGGGCCUCUCCCACACCGUGGAGCACGAGGACGUCAUCCAGAUUGUGAAGAAGUAGCCGCACCUGCUGGGCCCACCCUGCUCGGCCCCAUCUCCCUGGGGAGUCAGGCCCGCUGGACGCACAAAAGCCCAGACAGCCACACCCCGGGAAGGGGCCCCUUGGGUCUCCGCUGUUUCCAGAAGCUUCUUCAGUAGGCAGAUGGUGAAAGUGUUAGGGCAGAGGGGCGAGGCUGGCGGCCCUGGGCUCCCUGGCAGCGUUUCCCAUGAGACUGGUCCUUCUUGGGGGUGUCCUGAGUUGAGCCCUGGGCCUGCGUCUUCAGGCUGCAAGGGAGUGAGUUGCCGGCCUACCUCCCAGCCAGGGCCCAGAGCCGACGGCAGGCUCAGUGCAGGGUGGGGAGUUGGGCCCGUCUGGGUCGCUGAAGGUGGUGGGGACUGUUAGGGCACAUUGUUCCCGCAGCUUCCACCAGCUUCCCUGGCCCUUGGGAAGAGCCCGCCCCCCCUGCCCGGCCUGUCCCUGCACCGCCCAAGUGGGGUCCUCAAGUGCCUCCCUCUGCCCCUCGCAGGGCGGCCCUGCCCAGCCCACACCCCCAGGAUCCUGGCCCGGCCCAACCAGGGGGGAUCACUUCUGAGUUUGGGUCUUGUAUUUUCUUUAGGCGCCCUGACCUCUCAGCUCUCCUUUCUGAAAUAAAAGAUCGAAAAUGA
Molecule: messenger RNA, 1836 nt
Organism: Lepus europaeus (European hare)
Lineage: Eukaryota; Metazoa; Chordata; Mammalia; Lagomorpha; Leporidae
Gene: DRG2
Product: developmentally regulated GTP binding protein 2
Exons: 13
Coding region: 98-1192 (364 amino acids)
Biological process (GO): cytoplasmic translation
Cellular component (GO): cytoplasm
Molecular function (GO): GTPase activity; GTP binding
Source: RefSeq, a predicted model, not a curated record